CUGGGAACGUUGCUAUGUUUUGAACGUUAAACAAAAGCAAAAAAAAAAAAAAAAAACACCCCAUAAAUGAAACGAAUUUGACUUUUACUACCUAGUUUUUAGUAUUGCUGUAUAGAAAUUUAUAUUUUUUAACUUUUUUGUUUUCUAUUUUAAUCAUGAAAUUUGUACUUAUAAUGUUAAUAUUCGUGUCGCUACAGCGUGAAUGUUUCUUGGUAUUAGACAUAGUGUAUUCCCGAGUUAACAAGCCGUGGAACAGCGAUGAUUACUUAGAGACAAUGUUUGGAUAUCGAAACCCCCCCAGAUUAAACUAUAUGACAAAUUCACUAUCAAGAAGUACUAAUUUCAAGCCGGAUAAGGUAAAUAAUUAUUCUAUGUUUUUUUUUUAAGAUUCUAAUGCGAUAGUGUAGUUUAAUAUUAAGAGAAUUGAAUAUCGAUAUGUUUUCUCUAAUACAUAUUACAUAUACAGCAAUUUAAACCAAUGUGCUUUCAAUAGAAAACUGAUUUUAAUUUAGAAUGGAGUAUAUAAAAUGAGAUCGAUUUAAUAAAUUUACAUUUUUUUUUGUACAUUUACAUUUUUAAAUAUUCUUUUUGGAAAUUCAGUACUGAAAUUCAAAAAAGUGGUCUGACCGAUUCAUGUAUACUUGAAAACCUGAAUUAAAAUCUAUGUUCAAAAUUCUUAUCGUUUUGCUAUAUUAAUCACACAAAUUGAAGAAAAAUUAGUCCAAAUUGUUACACUGUGUUGAACAACGAAAUAAAAUACCGAUAUCCAAUUCCUCUUAGUUAAAACCUGAUAAAUUCCAAGUCAUCUAUUAUGGUUAUGAUAAAUAAUGUAUUACAGACGAUGGGGUUAUUUGAUUUACCAAGCUCCAACCUGUUCAAUCGUAUGACCAUGAGUUCAAUGUCAAAUACUGGUAGUUUACUUCCAGAAAGGGUAAAUAAUUUUAUUCAGGGAGUCCUACAAAGAUAUAUUCAUCAGUAUUAACUUUUUUCGAAAUUUUUUUUUAACAAUUUAAAAAACAAACAGUCCUAAAAUAUUACUACCAUUAGUUUUUAUCAACCUUAAUUUUGGGAGUGAAACAACUUUCACGACAUUAAAUUUUGGGUUGGGGAAGUAAUGAAGCACUAUUCAAACGCCACACAUCAUGCCGUGCAACAAACGAUGCUCCAGAGAAGAAUCCUCAUUGUUCUCUAUUUCUACAAUUUUUAAUAUAGGUUACCAUUUGAAAAUCAAAAGUAAGGAGUCCCUUACUUUCCCCUACCAGUCGCCUGCAAGAAAGUUUCCCUCCAAAAAUAAGGAUAAUUCUAAAAAUAACGUUAAUGUAACAUUUCAGAGAUGAUUGUUUCUAACAAAUUGUCAAAAAAAAAAAAUCAUAAAAUAUCACAAUGGGUAUAUCUUUGUGAGACACUAUAUAUUUUAAUUAUUCCAAAUAAGAAACUGAUAAUAUAAUUAUUAUAAAUCUGAAACUUGACAUAGGUACAUAUAACAUAUUCCCCAAUAUUUAAAUCACAUAAUAACAUGACGAUAAUUAAUUUAUUACAGUCAAUGUUUGGAUUUAAAAGUCCUGAGCUCAAUCAAAAUAAUAUAAAUCCAAAAUCAAGAAAGAAACAGAAUUCAUCGCAAGAUAUGGUAGAUAUUAUAAUAAUUCAAUUUUUUACUGUUAUAUCUAUGUGGAUAUACAAUAUUUUAUCUGAAGGGUUCCAACAUCAAAUGUCAACUAUUACCCUUUAAUCUCCAAUUGACCAAUUCUAAAGUAUCCGUCGAACCUGUUAUCUGGGAUCUGUAUAAAAUAAGUAAUUCAAAUCAAUUGGAAAGCGUAUAACGAAAAUCGUUCAGAUUACUGGGUUCAUUCUGUACAUAAUUUUACCUAUGUAGUUGAAGGUCGGCUAAGUCUUUCUUCGCAGUCAGACCGUAAGCAUAAGGCCAACCAGAAAUGUGUUAACAGUGUGCUAUCUGUUAUGAUUGAUUCUAAAUCUACCUUGUCUUUGUUUAAUUUAAAAGUUUCUUCUCGAUUUACCCGAUCAUAUGUUCCACUUUUUUUUUCCAAUAUGCUACCCAACUAUUUUCAAACGAGCCAGUUCGUUGGUUAAUGCAGUCAGCAAAUAAAAACCUCUCAUUUCUAACGAUUAUUUAAAUAUGUGUGCAUGAAUAUUAAACUAAAAUUAACUUGUUUCUUGUGCAUAGUGCUUGUCCGUAAAUAAAUAUUAAUAAUAAUAAUUUUCGACAUUUUUAAGACGUAUACAAAUAUGUUACGAUUGUUACAAAAUCCCGAGCCUAACUAUUUGACUGGAAAUUCAAUAUCGAGUACUAGUCGUUUAUUACCGACAUCAAAGGUAAAUAACAGCCUUGAUUAUUAUUUACUUAUUUUGAAAGAAUAUUCUUCUCAUUGAAUAUUGUAAUAUAUUAUUUGUUCAAGACAACGACGACUGUUAUACGCCACAAUUUUCAAAUGGACAAUAACAUGAUGUCGUUAACGAAACCGUCAGGAACAAAAAUUAUCAUCAAAAAAGAAAUUGAACCCGUCGCCGCUACUCAACGAAAAAAACCGAUAACUAACCCUAACGGCAAUGUCUACAAAGGAAAAGUCGUGAAAAGAUCACAAAUCAAUUUGAGAUCAGCAUCCGUAUAAUCGAGUCGAUAAGUCGAACUGUGCAAUGUGUUAUAAUAAUUUGGCUGUAUUAUUUUAUUAUUUCGUUCUCAACCACCCCUCCCCUCCAUUUAAAUUAUCAUUAUACAGAACUCAAUAAUUGCCUAUUAUAGAUACCUACCUAAUGAACCGGUACGGUUCUAACACAAGGAAUAACUUUAGUUCACUAGUUAAAUUGAAACACAUUACAAUAAUAAUUAUGAUUUAAUUUAACAAAACAGAGUUUAGUUUAGAUUAUUAUCUUGGAAAAAAAAAAUAAAUGUACUAUUUUUUUUUUUUUUUUGAUAUUACUUAUACAUUUUAAUUAUAAUAUCACGAUUUAUAGAUAACUAUAAUGAUAAAGAUAACCAUAAAUUAAUAAUAUACAUUUAAUAUUUUAUAACACAAAAUACAUAGGUACAAUAUAUGAUCAAAAUCGGAUAUUAUAAUGCAUAGGUAUACCUACGAUCACUUGCACAAGACAAACAUAUAAUAUUAUUGUUUGAACAUUUGAAAUUGAUGAUAAAUUUAUUGAAUAUUGUGAUCGAAGUUGACGUUUAUGACAUUAAGAUUAUUAAAAAUAAACUGUAUACAAAUGUUAUACUAGGACACCAAAGCGGCUACUACACCGACCCUCUCAACUAUCGGUACCAAUUAUAUCUGACAUUAUACUAAAACAACCAAAAAGUAAAACGGAUUUUAAUUUAACCAGUUCUCAGCCGAAAAACAAAAUCUUAUACCGGAAUCACGUUAACAUACAACUUUUCUAAACUCCCGGUACCAAUAUUCGACAUUAUCUGUAUUGGAAAAAUCAUAAAAUAAAAUGGAUAAUCUUUCUUUGUUUGUAG
Molecule: messenger RNA, 3472 nt
Organism: Cinara cedri
Lineage: Eukaryota; Metazoa; Arthropoda; Insecta; Hemiptera; Aphididae
Source: the annotation of a GenBank genome assembly